Messenger RNA from Myxocyprinus asiaticus (Chinese sucker), 4437 nucleotides. Its product is annotated as endoribonuclease ZC3H12A-like. The coding region runs from base 233 to 1984 and encodes 583 amino acids. Gene Ontology annotation, cellular component: cytoplasmic ribonucleoprotein granule; nucleus. The transcript has 6 exons. Gene Ontology annotation, biological process: 3'-UTR-mediated mRNA destabilization; nuclear-transcribed mRNA catabolic process, RNase MRP-dependent. NCBI's taxonomy places the organism in Eukaryota, Metazoa, Chordata, Actinopteri, Cypriniformes, Catostomidae. Gene Ontology annotation, molecular function: metal ion binding; mRNA binding; RNA endonuclease activity. The record is from RefSeq and is a predicted model, not a curated record.
CUGAGGGGAGAAACAGGUGGAGUCACCUAAAGCAGGAAGUAGAUGAAUAAAGGUGUUCCAAUAAAACAUGUAAUGAAGCUUAAGACCUCUCACAGGCGUUCUAGAUCACUAGAGAGGACUCAUCAUCUAAAGAAUAUGUCUUAUUUAGACGCAAGAGCAACAUGUCUGAGCAGCAUAUGGACAUCACUGGAGCUUUUCCACUGAGAGCAUCACACAUACAGCAGACAGCAGGAUGCAGUCGAGGUGUUGCCACCCACCCACCAGCCUGGGACAAGAUGGCCCUGACCUGCAGAUGAAGGUGGAUUUCUUCCGUAAACUGGGUUACUCUCCACAGGAGGUGAAGGCCGCUCUGCAGAAGCUUGGCCUGGGCACAGACACCAAUGCAGUACUGGGCGAGCUGGUUCGUUCGGGGGCGAAGGCCUUGCCCUCCUCUAACUCAGACAGUGACGAUAGUGGCUUCAGUUUGCCAUAUCGUGGAGGAAGCUCUUCAAGGGGACAGGGCUCAAGAGACGUGUCGUUGGAGGCCUCCACUGAGCCUGACAAUAAUCUGAAACCUAUAGUUAUUGAUGGCAGCAAUGUGGCCAUGAGUCAUGGGAACAAGGAAGUGUUUUCAUGCCGAGGGAUUGAGCUGGCUGUCAGCUACUUCCUUGAGCGAGGACACAGGCAUAUUACUGUGUUUGUGCCCUCCUGGAGAAAAGAGCAGCCCAGGCCUGAUGUGCCCAUUUCAGAUCAACACAUUUUAGGAGAGCUGGAGAGAAAGAAGAUUCUUGUGUUUACGCCUUCACGACGGGUAGGAGGAAAGCGUGUGGUGUGCUAUGAUGAUCGCUUCAUUGUCAAGCUAGCUCAUGACCUGGAUGGCAUUAUAGUGUCCAACGACACAUAUCGCGACCUGCAGAGUGAACGGCCGGAGUGGAAACGUUCCAUUGAAGAGAGAUUGCUAAUGUACUCCUUCGUCAAUGACAAGUUUAUGCCACCUGACGACCCUCUCGGCCGACAUGGACCCAACUUGGAUAAUUUCCUUCGGAAAAAAACAAUGUUACAAGACCACAAGCGCCAACUCUGUCCAUAUGGGAAAAAGUGCACAUAUGGUAUCAAGUGUAAGUUCUACCACCCAGAGCGCACCAAGCAGUCGCAGCGCUCUCUAGCCGACGAGCUCAGAGAAAAUGCCAAACUGUCUGGAUCUAAAGAGGACAGUCGAGGAACUGGCUCAUUAAGAGGCAUGUACCAAAGAUACGACCCUGGUUUUGGGUCCUGCUCUCCGUCUUUAGAGCAAGAACUGGAGCAGAAGCUCAAUCUGGAAUCUGAGAGAAAUGACAGCAGGGAUGCCAUGCUCCAUUACUGUGACGAGAUUUUCUCCAUGAACAAGUCCUUGCAUCCAGCCACUGACCGGACCAGUCUCCCACCUCCAUUCCCAACAUACCCUUCAUCCAUUUUCAGUUCCGACUCUGGGCUCGGCUCCUUUUCAGAGCCGUCCCAGAGCCUGGAUGAGUUACAUAGGAUGAGACCCAGUCAUCCAUCGAUAUCCAGUAGCUGUGGAGGUUCCUCAAACCCAGCUUUACCUGCAGGUGGCCAGCACUACCACAACAACAUGAGUCCCUUCUCCAACCAUCAGCCCAACUAUAGUGCCUACAGCUCUCUACCUCUGUCCAACCCUGUCCAGCGUUACAGUCUUCCCACUUACAUCCAGCCAAGCGGCUGGUCUUACCCUUGCUAUGUACAAUCGAUGCAGACAUCCAGUUUACCAGAACCUCUCCCCUGUCCUAGCUUCCAUAGGUCUGUCGAUGGUUAUGGAAGCCAACAGCACUCAGGCAUGCAACAGUCCAAUGCUUUCCAAGAGGAACGCCAGGAGCUCAGGAAGAAGCUUCAUGCGAUUUUCAACCCACAUCAUGUAGACAAAGUUAUGGAAAUGUUCCCACAGCUAAAAGAUCCACAGCAGCUGGCUGCAGAAGUUCUCAAGCUGAAGUCCAAGGGAGAGUUCUUUUGAUUCUUUGAAACUUUCCCCAAUUCUUUGGACACUACGUGACAAGACACUUAAAAAAAACUAAAUAGAGUCUCUGACUCUGAUGGUUUGGAGGUUUCAGAAGUGAAGUCUCUUAAACCUAAAUGACUUAUCACAUAGUACAUGUGGUAACUAUGUAUGACUAGAAAGUCAAACGUGUGUCUAGACUUGUUCAUCUAAAAGUUUGAUGCAUAUUACAUCAAUUGUUGCUCCUAACUUGUAGCAAACGGUACCUUGACUCAAAGGCUAAAAAUUUGGUUUGGUUAGGACAAAAGCUGAAAUUUCAUUUGGGAAUUCUUAAAGAGCACCUAUUAUGGUUUUUCAAAUAUUACCUUUCAUGCAAUGUGUUAUAUAGCUGUUUGUGAAUGUAAAAAGGUCUGCAAAGUUUCAAAAAUCAAAGUGCACGACAAAUGGAGUUAUUGACUCUCAAAAGAAAAAACCGAUUCUGAACAUCUGAAACGAGUCGUUAGUAAUUCCAGACUUACUUCCUGUACUAACCUAUGUUAACAAAAAAACCCGCCUCUGGUCUUCAUUGGCUGCUCACGAACAGCUUUUACCCGCCCUCAAACACUACACUAAGCGGUAGACCAAUCACAGCAGACUAGGACAUCUGACCAAUCAGAGCAGAGUAUGCUCUCUGAGAGGAGGAGUUUAGAAUGAAUCCUUUAGAACAGAUCAUUGAAGGAGUCGUUUUUGACACUGGGGAAAAAAAAGGUAAUGCUGCAAUUUAAAUUAUGAGCAAAUGAAAGUGUUUUUUGAACUUGAAUGCUUGUAAAUCUAUUGUAUGGGACCUCUAAAACAAAAUUAGGCAUGUUUAAAAACCAUAAUAGGUGCUCUUUAAUAUAUUUAUAUGUUAAGUGUAGUAAUUGUGGACCAGUCCUGUUUUCAAUGUUCAGAGUGAGUUUGUAAUUUGUAAGUGGGAUACAAAUACUUACUGAAAUAGUAAAAGGUGUUCUCACGUCUAGCCUUUUCAGUGUAUUGCCUUGUAUCAGUUAUAAGGUGUGGGAAUCCCCCGGUGCGUUUUAAUUACUUGGGUCAUCAUGCAUUGAGAGGCAUAGUACCAGUGUUGGGUAAGUUACUAAAAAAGUAAUCCACUGCAAAUGACUAAUUACUUCUCUUAACAUUGUAAUCAGAUUACUUUACUGAUCACUUUUUUGGAAAAGUAAUCACAUAACUAAUUACUUCACUUUUAAGUUACUUUCUAAAACAUUUUCCAAAGAAGUUUGUGUUCAACGAAUUCAAAAUAAUAUAUUUCCUCCUUGUAUAUUGUUGCACGCAAGUAAUUCACUAGUUUCUCCCUUACAAUGACUCGUUAGCGACUCUUCAAAAAUGCUUUGAAUGUUUUGAAUGCAUUCUACAUAUAAAAAAAUAUAUAUAUUGUUUAGAAAUAUGUGUAACCCAAGUAAUUUACUUAAAAGUAAAUAAUUGAAAGUCAGUAACUGUAAUCUGAUUACAAGAAUUUCAAAUGUUACACUACUUUCUGACUUAAGUAAUACAAUUUAAAAGUAAUUAGAUACUACACACAACACUGCAAAGUAUUCCAGUUGCAAAGUAUCAACUGUGUGGCACAUUGCAAUUUCUGUAUCUGUAUUUUAUUGAACUACUCGACAAAAUACUUCAUAUCCAUGCUUUGAAUUUGUGUUUCUUAUCAAGUUGGCUCUGCUUUGUUACACUGUCAAAACCCCCCUAAAAGAAUCCACAUUUUAAAUUUGAAUAAACAGGGCAUCUCAAAUCUUUCCAGCUAUACAAACUAGACUUUCCUCAUCACGAUAUUUAAACUUCUGCUCUGAAAUGAAUGAAGAGUGAAUUCUUUACACUAACUAAUCACAGUUUAUUUUUAAAUGAGUUCGAAAAAUGCCAAAGCCCUGAAAUAUAAAAUAUAUAAUACUAAUACAUGACAAAUAUUGUUAGUUAAAAUUAGUAACUAUGAAACAUUCAUUUAUCAUUGGCUUCCGUAUCAAUCCAACAUUAUGAUGACAGAGUGCCGCGUCACAAAACAUUGGUAUUUAUGUACUGUACAAACUUUGACUAGCAAAUAUUUAUAUUUUAAAGAGAACAAAUUCAAAGAAACAGCGAGUAUGAUUUUAUCAAGCUUCAUCUAAAGAUAUCAAGAUUUCUCUUCAGAGGAGACUGUGUAAAACACCUUAGAUGUUUUUGUUAUAGCAUCUGUUUGCAAAGAUGUUCCAUUGACAAGAACUUUUUUGUUUGUUUAGUCCUAAACUGUAGAUAAAAAUCAACUUCAGUUAGCUUUGUUGUGUUGUUGAGCUUGUUAUAUGUAGAUUAAGGUAUCCAGGUAGCAAUAGUGCAGCAUGUUUGGCACUAUUCACCCAGUUUCUUAAAAUGAAUGUUAACAGGAGAUGAGUUCUCAGCACUGCAUUGGCAAAUACAGUGGAAAUAUGUACUUCAGUAAAUAGUAAUUAAAGUAAAUAAAAUAACAA